AUGGCGCAGCCUGGGCUUGGCCACCCCACGCCUCAGCCCCACGAGGCCGUGGGAUUGUCACCCCCCGUGGUGGGGACUGUCAUUUCUCAUGAUGGGGAUCGGGAGUCCCCCGCGAAGGGAACCGGGGUGACGGGUGGCUGCCGGGCGGUGGCACCGCCGGCGUGGGACCGAGAUGGGGACGCCCUGCACUCACCCCAACCCAGUGCCACCCGGUCUCCCGUCUCGCACCUUGGGGACACUGGUGUGUCCCCGGAGGUGGCCGCAACCGGGCAGUGUCACCCGGCACGUUCCCGCCGCAGCCCCCGCCCCACGGCCAAGGUCAGGACACCCGCCCGGGGUGCGGGGGGACGGCGGGUGACGGUCACCCCCCCCGGCACCCACCGGGCAGCGGGGAAGCCCCCUCUCCUCAUCUCCCUCGGGGGUGCGGCGGGGCCACGUCCCCUCCGACCCGCUCCCUGGGCGGGGGGGCGGCAGGUGCCAAGGGACCCCCACACCCCCGAGGGUGGGGAGGAAGGGGCUCCUCGGAGGGUCCCCCCUCCCCCCGGCGGCGGCAGCAUCCUCCUCAUCGUCCUCCUCCCCUCCGCGGAGCCCGGAGCGCGAUCGUACCUGCGGCGGGGGCUCAGCGCCGGGCGGGAAGCGGGGCGGGGUGCGGGGCUCGGCGGAGCGGGGCCCCCCGGGGCCGGUACCGGGGCCGGUGCGGGGCGGCCGGGCCGCUCCGCCACAUCCGCAGGGGCUGGGGGCGGGGGUGGCGGCGGCGGGGCUGGGCCCCCCCUGCCCGGUCCCGGGGGCGGCGGCGGGGCGGGGGCUCUGCCCGCCGUGAUUUAUGGCCGCCCCGCACCGAGCGGCCCGGCCCCGGCUGCGGGCGGCGCUGGGCGGGGGCGGGGGCGGCCCCUCCCCGCCCCCGCGGGGGGCACCGGGGGGCACCGAGCCCCGCCCCGGGGGGAGACCCGCCACCCCCCCGCACAAGGAGCGGCGCCGCCCGCCCGUCGCGUGACGUCACAGAGCGGGGCUGGCGUCACGCCUGGCGGGGGCCCCCGCAUGACGUCACCGGCGGGGGGGUUGUCCCGGGGCCGCGGCUCCUUCCGGCGGCAGGAUGUGGCGGGGCCGGCCCGGAUGCUGCAGCCUCGCCGGGGGGGUCCCUCCCCCGGGGCCCACGGAAAGCUGCAGUGUCCCCAGCAGCGCCGAUGUAAAAGGGAGGACACACGCGGGAAGAUGCGGUGUCCUCCCUACGAAAGGGAGGGAGCACUGUUCCAUGCGGACUUCUGGGGUGGAGAGGGAGCUGCCGUGUCCCCAACAGCCCCACAAAAGGUGGACGCGAGGGCCGCUGUGUCCCCAACAUCCCCGCCACAAGCAGGGGAGACACGGGAGGGCAGCACUGUCCUACGCGGAACCCAUGUGCCAGCCCCCCAGAAGUUCCCCAAAGCCCCUUGCCAGCCACAUGAACCUGUCACCCCCAAAACCGUGAACCCCCACCCAGAGGCCCCCCUGCCAGGGCACGUGAGUAAACCAAGCCUCCUGAGAGUUCCAGGCCCCUGCCAGCCCCCACAGCGCCCUGCCAGACCCCAGGCCCUCCCCAGAAGUUCCUCAAGUCCCCUGCCAGCUUUCAGAGCCACUCCAUCAGACCCAGAGCCCCCAUCAGACCCUCAAGGCCCCUGCCAGCCCCCAGCCCCCCCCACCCCCCCAUCUCAAGUCCCCAAGCUCCUCAUCAGCUCCCAGAACCCCUUGUUAGCCCCCAGAAUGCCUCUUCCAGCCAUGGGAUCUCCAUCACCCCCAACUCCCUGA
Messenger RNA from Cinclus cinclus, 1782 nucleotides. RefSeq names its product basic proline-rich protein-like. Lineage: Eukaryota; Metazoa; Chordata; Aves; Passeriformes; Cinclidae. The transcript is spliced from 6 exons. The coding region runs from base 1 to 1782 and encodes 593 amino acids. The record is from RefSeq and is a predicted model, not a curated record.